Molecule: messenger RNA, 1858 nt
Organism: Scomber japonicus (chub mackerel)
Lineage: Eukaryota; Metazoa; Chordata; Actinopteri; Scombriformes; Scombridae
Gene: tpm1
Product: tropomyosin 1 (alpha)
Exons: 10
Coding region: 123-1103 (326 amino acids)
Biological process (GO): cardiac muscle contraction; actin filament organization
Cellular component (GO): actin filament
Molecular function (GO): actin filament binding
Source: RefSeq, a predicted model, not a curated record
AAGCAGAGCUCGCACUCCAGCUUAGCGUUCAGUUAGGCACAGACGCCCCAGCCCCUCUCCCAGUCUCCCCUUGGUUUUCUUUUGGACGUUUUAUCGGUGCCACCGAACAGAAAUAAGCAGCCAUGGAUGCCAUCAAGAAGAAGAUGCAGAUGCUUAAGCUCGACAAGGAGAAUGCCUUGGACAGAGCUGAGCAGGCUGAGUCUGACAAGAAAGCAUCAGAGGAUAAAAGCAAACAGUUAGACGACGAAAUAAGAGAGUUGGAAAAGAAAUUGCGUAUUACUGAAGAUGAAAGAGAUAAAGUGUUUGAGGAGUUCCAAACUGCUGAGGAAAAGCUCCUGACCGCUGAGGAAGUCGCCACCAAGCUUGAGGACGAAUUGGCAAGUCUGCAGAAAAAGCUGAAGGGAACUGAGGAUGAGUUGGACAAGUACUCUGAGUCUCUUAAAGAUGCACAGGAGAAACUUGAGCUGGCUGAGAAGCAAGCUACUGAUGCUGAGGCAGAUGUCGCUUCCCUUAACAGACGUAUCCAGCUGGUUGAGGAGGAGUUGGAUCGUGCUCAGGAGCGUCUGGCCACUGCUCUGACCAAGCUGGAGGAGGCUGAGAAGGCUGCUGAUGAGAGUGAGAGAGGCAUGAAGGUCAUUGAGAACAGGGCCAUGAAGGAUGAGGAGAAGAUGGAGUUGCAGGAGAUCCAACUGAAGGAGGCCAAGCACAUUGCUGAGGAGGCUGACCGCAAAUAUGAGGAGGUGGCUCGUAAGCUGGUCAUCAUUGAGGGUGACCUGGAGCGUACAGAGGAGCGCGCUGAGCUGUCAGAAACCAAGUGCGCUGAGCUUGAGGAAGAGUUGAAAACUGUGACCAACAACCUGAAGUCACUGGAGGCCCAGGCUGAGAAGUACUCACAGAAGGAGGACAAAUAUGAGGAGGAGAUCAAGGUCCUCACUGACAAGCUGAAGGAGGCUGAGACUCGUGCUGAGUUCGCUGAGAGAUCAGUAGCCAAGCUUGAGAAGACCAUUGAUGACCUGGAAGAGAAACUGUCACACGCUAAGGAAGAGAACCUCGAUAUGCACCAGAUGCUGGACCAGACUCUAAUGGAACUGAAUAAUUUGUAAAAGGACGGUCUGACCCCACACACAUUGUGGUUUUGGCUUUUUUAUUCUUGCACCUUGCUUAACAUAAACCCCUCUUCUCGUACCUUGCCCAUGGUGGAGAACAAAUAGCCAGAUGCUAUUCCUUAUCGCACCGUCCUGCUUUCAGUGGAACUCAACCAAGGAGCAAAGCUAAGGGGAAGUAAAGCUUAACCAUUCCCUUUGAAGUUUCAAGUGAGAAACAUGGUUGUUUUUGCAAGCCAGUUUUUAUCUUGUAAUGAUGUAUGCCCUUUGCAAUCUUUUUUUUUGUCGAGCCAUCUGGUGAAAUGACAUGUGCCAUUGGUUACAAAGAUUGUUUCCUACAUCUGCAUUUAAGAUGAUCUGGUACUUUGCAUUCCACCUUGAUUAUGCACAUACCAAAGGACAAAUUGGAGAAAAUUUGUACCUAAUUAAAACUCAAUAUAAUGCACAUUUUGCAUACUGUAAAACAAACUAUGUGAAAACAAAAAAAAAAAGUUUCCUCACAAGUGUAAGUAUACUUUGACUAUGCCUGUCAGUAUGUAUACUGGUGCUACUGUAUUGUUAAGCAAUGACCAAAAUGUUAACACAUUACAGUAUAUUCUUAGUUUUCUCUUAAAACUAUGGUUCAAAUUUUUUUCAUCUUGUCUGUAAAGUAUGAUUUCAUUCAUCUGGCUGUGCAUUGUUUUAGCAUUGUUUUAAUGUAGAUGUUCCAAGUGUUAUCAUAUUUGAAAUGUAAAAAAUAUUAAAUAUAAAUAAAA